GCAGGAUUUUGUAUAUAAUGCAAACGACGUGCGUUCUUCGUCGAAUUAAACGUUUCGAUAAGUAUCUUUCUUUAUCGUAUACGUGGAAGUUUUUUUUUUAUUUUUCAACAACGAUAAACACAGAAAGGAGAACGAUUUUUAUCGAUGAAAACUAAAUGUACUUCGAAGAGGAACAAACCGAUUCGUAUAGUUCACAUGGAUACACACAUGCACAAAAUCAACGUCUGAAUGAAAUUUAUCGAAAUUGUUUCGUAGCGGUUCCUCGUUUAUAGACCUAUCGGCGUGUAGUUAGAGGGACAUCUACUCCAAACUAACGGUUCGAUGGCCAAGGAUUUCAUACAAAAAGGAACCUCGUUGAAAAACCCGUUACUGGCGGGCCACGGUUCAGAAUGGCGGUAUACCUUUGCCAAGCGUUAUCUGUUGACAAUGUCGAUUGCAUAAUUGUAACGCGAUAAGGAACAGCUAGUUCCUGUUUUGUUGCGAGAAAGAAAAGUCGGACACGUUUGCCAUCUAUCUACUUCAUUUGUGAACAUAAGUACAGACUCGCUAAGGAUCGAGAUUGUCGAAACCGGCUUUAUGAAUGACUACAGGAAGAGGAAUAACGCUAUUAAAGGUGUAAAUCUCACAAUCGCGCAUUCCAGGAUGCCUACUGCGAUCUACUCUAAUCUUGGUCUCGUCGCGGACGAGUAACUGAUCAUGAAAACACCAAACAAACAAAAAUGUGGGUCAAGGUAACUGCGAAUGAGAUUCAUGUAAAUCGAACAUAACAAAUUUAUGCAUUCGUCAAAUGAAAACGAAAGUUUUAGAUAUGACUCACUCGAGUAUCUUUUUACAUUCCCAUUUCCUAGUAUUCGUAGAAAUAUUUCCUGAGCAAUCGUAUAUCUGAUUUUUCAUCUUAAGGUUACUAGGUAAUCGCUAUAUCCUAAAAUUGGCUUCCUUAAGCCUUUAAGCCCAAAAGUGAUUUCGUUUACUCCGUAUUCAAAUAUUUCGCAUAUUACACGAAAUUUACCUCGACAAAUGUUGGUAAUUAUCAAAAUAUGAGACAAAUUUGUGGAAUAGAAGAUAUUCGAUAUUUUUAUACGUUGCAAGUGACUCAAUAGGCGAUGGUAACGUGUUUCAGAGUUUCUUCUAUUUGAAAAAUUUUUUUCAAAACAUAAAUACAAGUAACAGUGCUUAGAAAACAAAAGGUGUAAGUAAUUCGCAUUAGUUUUGUUCCUACCACUCGCUUGGUUUGCUCGUAUAGAAUGUACAAGGAAGUUGGCCUGUGAAACUCGAUUAUAUCGGUAACGUGUUCAAAAAUUCAACAAUAUCCGACUCAAUGAAAUUUCCUUCUUCCGCUGCUAAAUGAGUACUGGUAUCAUUUUGAAGUAUCUGAAGUAACUGAAGUCUGAAGUACUGCAUCAUGCAGGCCCAAUAUUCUCUUUAUUCGUACUCGAACAAUAUUAUUACCGUUUGACGUAUUAUUUGACCAGGGAUUAAUACAUUUAUAAGUCAUUUGUAACGUGUAAUAAAAUAUUGCACUUUGUAUUAAUUUACUAAGAAUUUUCCAUUGGUAACGUCAACUAUCACCAAUGUCCAGAGGAUUCACCUUCUUCGUGGCCCGUUACGAUUGCUAUGCGUAUUUAAGAAAUGUUGGCAUCCCGUCAAAUUGACUGACACCGAUCCAUCGAACAAAAGAAAGAUUCUUUCUACAUCGACCAAAAGUACCGUUGUUUGAAGAAAUUGCAUAAUAGAGCCUGCAUCGGUUUGUUCUCAGCGGGUCGUCGGGUACCACCUUGGUUAAACUUCUUGCCAAGAAGUCGUCUAACAACAUUGACCAAUGACCAUCGUCUGGUGACCAGAUUCUGAGGCCACGAAGAGUACCGUAAGAAUAUUCACGUGUAGGUAAAACAGGGGGGGUAGUGUCCGGUCAACGCUCUUGCGCUCCUUGGUUAAUGUAUAUAAGAGAAGCGGUUUGCACCAUGUUCACGGCAGAUCAACGGUAGACAUGAUCGGCAAGAUAGUUCUGAUACUUUCGGCUUUGGCUCUGGCUCGAGCCCAGAUACCCAGUCUGGGUUUCUGUCCAGAUUACGUACCUAUGGCGAACUUUGACAUGAGUAAGUUUUUGGGUAUCUGGUACGAAGCUGAGAGAUACUUUCAACUGACAGAAGUAGUAUCACGAUGCGUAAUGGCAAAUUACACGUUGAGUCCUGACGGCAAGUACCGAGUCAGCAACGAAGUUACAAAUAGAUUCACGGGGAUCAAGAGAGUGUUAGAGGGUGAAAUCAAGAAAGCUGCCUCGAAAGCCGAAGAAGGGAAGCUAAUCGUAAAAUACACGAUACCAUUGACUCCUGAAACCAAAUAUUCUGUACUUGAAACGGAUUACGAUUCUUACGCGGUUCUGUGGAGUUGUUCCGGUAUUGGUCCAUUCCAUACGCAAAACGCCUGGGUUAUGACAAGAGAAAGAUUGGCACCGGGAACAGUCUUACAGAAGGCUUACGCCGUCCUUGACAGCUACAAGAUUUCCAAAACGUUUUUCGUAAAGACGGAUCAGCAAGACUGUGCUUACUUAGAUGCGCCAAAACCAGUGGCGACAUCAGAGGUACAAGGCGAUCAACCUCCCGUAGAAGUUCCGCAGAAAGAUACCGAAAAUGUUAGAUCCGUUGUAGUGCCAGAUGCGCCGGAAGUGAUCGUCGAAAUGAACACGAAGGAGGACGAAAAGUUGACGAAAAAGCCUCAAACUGCUGAAAACAUGAAGAAGAAGGCGGUUAACGCGGUUCCCGUUCGAAUCAUGGAAGUGGCUGACGCCGUGAAAGAAGAUACACCGACGAAGAAUGCGAAGAUAAAGGAGGAGAAAAACGGCGAGCCUAUGAAAGACGGAGUCGACGAAAAUAUGAAGCAAGUGGAAAAGAUUGCGUGAAAAUAACACUUGAAAAUGAAAUUUAUACUCGUCUCGUUCGAGACAUUUCGCGUAGAUUAUUAUCGAUUAGUUGAGUUUCGGGCUUGUAGCGGUUUCGUUCUGUUGAAACCAGUCUCGCCUGAGUUUCAUCUUCAUUAUUCAUCCAUUUCCAAGGAUUAUCACUUUCAUGGUUCGUGGAGGGAUAGGAGGGUAUUUGUUUUAACUUGUGUACAAAUGUAAAAAAAAAGAACAAUAAAAGUUAAAUAAAUUGUUACAUAAAACGUUGCUAUGAAAUUCCGAUGUACUUAUAUUUUUCUUCCCAUUUCGUUUUUCGAUUACCAGUAAAUCGUAGAUUAAGUGAAAGAAGACACGAAAGAAAGAGUAUAAAAGAACGAUCUAUCAUUAAAUAUCUUAUUUAGAUAAUGGUAAUUACAUGAAUACAAACUAGAUAUGUGUUCAUACAAUUUGAAAAAUAAUAAACUAUUUAAUAUGUAGUCUUUGACGUUAAAAAUAGGAUCAACAAGGAUGUAUAAAACGAUGGAUAACGGGACCAUUAAUAAGGAAUUUCAAUUUUGAUUGAUGUUCUCUUUUUCAGCCUUUUGCAAAUAUUUUAAUUUCACAUUUAUAAGAAAGUACAGUAACGGCUUAAAAAUAACUUUGCGUAAAUAAACGUAACUAGUCAUACUCUAAAUUUUAAAAAUACUUACGACAAUGUCUAAUUAUAUUUAAUUCCAUUCUCUGAGUAUGGUGAAUGGAUAUUGUAAUAAACCAAAUACCAUAACAGUAGACAGAAUAACAGAGUUACUAUUUAGUCGAUGGAUCUGCUCGAUGAGUCAAGACGUUUCAACGUUGGUUCAACAAACGCAAACAACGAGGAAAUGUGUGAAAUGAUAGAGACAUAACGACAAA
This is a messenger RNA of Bombus terrestris (buff-tailed bumblebee), 3787 nucleotides long. RefSeq names its product apolipoprotein D. The record is from RefSeq and is a predicted model, not a curated record. NCBI's taxonomy places the organism in Eukaryota, Metazoa, Arthropoda, Insecta, Hymenoptera, Apidae. The coding region runs from base 1988 to 2899 and encodes 303 amino acids. The transcript has 4 exons. Gene Ontology annotation, molecular function: pigment binding.